Messenger RNA from Glarea lozoyensis ATCC 20868, 951 nucleotides. RefSeq names its product S15/NS1 RNA-binding protein. The record is from RefSeq and is a predicted model, not a curated record. Gene Ontology annotation, molecular function: structural constituent of ribosome. NCBI's taxonomy places the organism in Eukaryota, Fungi, Ascomycota, Leotiomycetes, Helotiales, Helotiaceae. Gene Ontology annotation, biological process: translation. The transcript has 2 exons. Gene Ontology annotation, cellular component: ribosome. Bases 1 to 951 code for a protein of 316 amino acids.
AUGCCUCCACGAAUACCCAUUGCGUCGCGUUCGGCCGCCUCAAGCUUAUGCAUCCGGCCAGCUCCAAGCGCAUCAACCCUCUCCCUUCCCAUCAUAUCAACAGCCUCUGUCUCAACAUUUGCCGAACGGAAGGCCCAUAAAGACCCAUACGCCCUUGCCCAAUCCGCACAGCGAAAAGCUGUCAAUCUCGCUCGCCAGAAGGUCCUUCAAGCAGAGCGAAAGCAGGCAUUAGGCGAUCCAGUUCGAGGAAUAACCACGCCUUUCGUACAAUCAUUCGACAGCGUAGGAGGAUCCGCCAAGGUUAAAGCAGUGGAAAAGGAUGGAGUGGUAGUCGGCCUGGAACCAACGAUUGAGACCGAUGCAUCUCUCGGAUAUUUCCUCACACCCGAGGAGUUGAAAAAGUCCCUAGACCAUUCAUAUUCGCUGGCCGAACCGUUUAAUCUCACUUCCAUCCAAGACCCCGUAGAAAGGCGAGAGAUCCGGACGAAAUACGAAGAUGGACAUCAACGGGCGACUGUCGCGUUAACGAGAAUCGUCAGUCUGGCAAAUGCAAGUCAGGAAGCGAAGACCAGGGCGAAUAAGCAGCGUUGUAUCGAGACGUUUGGACGACACCGGACAGAUGGCGUGUUAAGACCUCGAGCGCCUGUAAAUCCGUCGAUUGUUGACAAAGACGCCCCGCAAAAGACACCGAGAGCCGGUCCAGAUACCGGGAGCUCAGAAGUCCAGAUUGCUAUUUUAACAGCAAAGAUCAAGGUUCUGGCAGAUCAGUUGGAGAAGAAGGGCGGAAACAAGGAUAAGGUCAAUAAGAGGAACUUGAGGAUAAUGGUUCACAAACGUCAGAAGCAUUUGAACUACUUGAGGAGGAAGGAAAGAGGUAGUGAUAGGUGGCAGAACUUGAUCAGUACUCUGGGGUUGACGGAGGGUACUUACAAGGGAGAGAUUAGCCUGUAA